Medicago truncatula (barrel medic) is the source of this 1596-nucleotide messenger RNA. RefSeq lists its product as uncharacterized. Bases 1 to 1596 code for a protein of 531 amino acids. The transcript is spliced from 2 exons. NCBI's taxonomy places the organism in Eukaryota, Viridiplantae, Streptophyta, Magnoliopsida, Fabales, Fabaceae. The record is from RefSeq and is a predicted model, not a curated record.
AUGCGUGAGCUUCAAGAGCAGAAUGUUGAACAACAAAAACAAAUUGACAAACAUCAACGUUUGCAAGUAGAAGCACAGGCUCGGGAGGUCGAGCUGAAACAACAACUGGAAGAUCGAGAGCGCGAGCUCAUACAUCAUAUGGAGGCCAGAGAGAGGAAGUUGAGGGAGCAGCUCGAGCUCUUAAGAAACAAUGUCACUGGAGCUGAUACCACCAGAUUGAUGCCUAAGAUGUUCCAACCAUUCUCAGCGGAAAUACAAGUGGUGGAAAUCCCUCGUAAUUUUCGGGAACCCACCAUUGAUUCGUAUGACGGGACGAGUGACCCACAUGGUCACGUUUCGACUUUCCAAACACAAAUGUUCAUAAGUGGAGCUGAUGAUGCGUUGAGCUGCAAAAUCUUUGUUGGGACCUUGAAGGGUGUAGCACAUAAGUGGAUUGCAGGGCUGCCUGCCAGAUCAGUCACAAAUUUUGAGGACAUGGCAACCCGUUUCGUUGCCCAAUUUGCAGCAAAUAUUGAGAAGCCUUUCCUAUUAGCGGAUUUGUUCGAUAUCCGCCAGCGCCCCAUAGAAUCCUUGAAAAGCUAUCUAGCUCGAUUCAACAAUGCCACUCUCAUGGUGAUGGAGCCCAAUGAAGAUAUUUUUGUUAUGGCAUUUGAGAAGGGUCUGAACUCGGGAGCUUUUAGUGAAGCUUUAACUUUGCGCAAGGAACAUUCCAAGAAUGAGAUUCGGAUGAGGGCAGAGAAGCACAUCGAAGCCGAGGAGAUAACACGAGAGAAGGGAUCCAGGGAGAUACGAAACAGAGACCGAGCUAACGAGGAUCGUCGGGAAGGAGUGAUGAAAAGGCUAGGGGGAGAAGGGUUCUCAAGAGGUGCCCAACUGGAUCGAGGAGGCCGACCAGAGCGUGAAGUCUCUACCAGAAGAAACCCAUGGGAAGAAAAUUUCCCUCCUCAAAUACUCAAGGAGGUCAUGAACACUCAAAUUAUCAAGCGACCACCUCCAAACCCUCGUCCUAUGGGGAGUGAGGCAAGAUUAUGGUGUGAGUACCAUCGCACACAAGGACACGAUACUGACAACUGUCGUACCCUUAAAAUGCACAUUGAAAAGUUGAUACAAGAGGGUCACCUGGGGCGAGGCUACCAUAACAAAAGGACUGCUCCCAGUAGAAAUUCAAGUCGAUCCUCGAAGCGAGGUCGUGGAAAGGAGAAGCCUCAGGACAAAGAAGUUGAGGGAGGACACGAAAGGAACAACAGAGGCACGGUCAACACUAUAGUAGGGGGAUUUUCCGGAGCUGGGUCUACUAGCUCGGCCAGAAGAAGAUAUUCACGCUCCAACCAAUCUUGCAACAUGGUGGGAGUGUAUGCUUUUAAAGAGCACCCUCAACUAGCUUUCACCUUCAAUGAUUUUGAAGGAAUGUAUCCUCAUGAUGACGACCCUUUAGUUAUCUAUGUAUUCACGGUUGGUUUCCAAAUCAAACGCACAAUAGUAGACACAGGUAGCUCGGCGAAUGUAUUGUUUUGGGAAGUAUUCAAAAAGCUAGAUCUUCCCAAAGAGGUUAUGAGGGAGCACCGAGGAUUUGCUGGAGAAUUGAUGAGUCAAUAA